Panicum hallii is the source of this 537-nucleotide messenger RNA. RefSeq lists its product as uncharacterized. The transcript has a single exon. The record is from RefSeq and is a predicted model, not a curated record. Lineage: Eukaryota; Viridiplantae; Streptophyta; Magnoliopsida; Poales; Poaceae. The coding region runs from base 1 to 537 and encodes 178 amino acids. Gene Ontology annotation, molecular function: zinc ion binding; nucleic acid binding.
AUGGCCUUGGUAUUGAGAAACUUCAAGAAGUUCAUGAAGAAGAAGUACUACAAGAAAGGUGGUGAUGACAAGAAGAAGCCAUCACAAAGAAAAUAUUAUAAGUGCAAAGAAGUGGGUCACUACAUUGCCGAUUGCCCACAAUUGAAGAACAAAGAAAAGGACAAGAAGAGAUACAAGGAGAAGAGCAAGAACUACAAGAAGAAAUAUCAAGGUCAUGCUCUUGUUGGUCAAGAGUGGGAGUCUAGUUAUGAAGACUUUGAUCAUGGGGGUAUGGCAACUCUAGCCAUACCAAAGUCUUCAAGGAAACUCUUCAACAACAUCUCCGAUGAUGAAGAUGAUGCACCUUUUUGUCUCAUGGCAAGAGGGACUAAGGUACAAGAAUCAUCCACCUCCUCCUCUCAUCCUUCCACCAUAUCUAGUAGUAUACAAAAUGAUUUUGAUGAUGAAGAAGAGCAACAUAAAGCAUUCAUGAUAAAAGAAUUUGGAAAGAAAGGUUUUAAAGAAAUUAAAAAACUUAUGGAGAAAUUGGAGAAAUAG